CCUUCUUUUCCAGUUCCAGCCAAGGUACGGGGUGGACGCACAGUGUACAACGUCACGUGGGGUGUUUCCGUGGUUCUGGAGUGCUCUGCAGAGGGGGAGCCCCCACCGGAGAUCACGUGGUGGGAGAACGGAACGCCUCUUAAAAGCGAAGUGCCUACGUUGUCUCAUUCUAUGUUGACCAUCAAUGCAACUGAAAGUACUAUGUACUUAUGUAGAGCUACAAACUUCAUGCGCAGUGCCAAUCUCACAGUCACCGACAGUAAAGAUUUUCACAUAUUCGUCCUCACUAAAACAGAAUCAAAUACAGCAAUGCCCGAUCAGCAGUCCGAGCCGACUUCAACCAAUGUCCGCCGUCCUCCUUUAGAUACACCCCAAGGAUACUGCUCCCUGUACACAGGCAGUACCUGCAAGAAAUACCUCUCUUCUAAGACACUCGUCUACUACAAUUUUAGCAAUGACGGAUCAGCCACCCCCAUCAAUGAACAGAUUACGUAUGACCUCUGGGAAGAGGUCAUCUCAUCUCUUCUGGAACCUUGUCGAACAGCUGCCGAGACCCUCCUCUGCCACUAUGCAUUCCCCCACUGCGAGUGGAUAGAUGGCUUUGCCUACAGCAAGCCACUUUGCAGGGAAGAUUGCAUAGCGCUGCAGGGUUUGUUCUGUUACAAUGAGUGGGCAAUGAUAGAAGACAACAAGCAGAGGGGCAUUUACUUCAAGUCGAGGGGCCACUUCCGACUUCCUGACUGCAAUUCCCUGCCAGAGAGGGGAAAUUCUACAACCAUCUGCUCGCAUGCUCAUCUCACGGAUUUACUCGAGGAGGAAGUGACAGGCGACUGCGUACGUGACAGAGGUCGAUUUUAUCAGGGAACAAUCAAUAUGACUAAAUCUGGAAUUCCAUGUCAAAGAUGGGACUCACAGGAACCUCAUCAUCAUAAUCGUCCUCCAAUGGUGUUCCCAGAAGUACUUAAUUCAGAGAAUUAUUGUAGAAAUGCCGGUGGUGAAGAACCCAUGCCUUGGUGUUACACUAUAGAUCCCAGAAUACGGUGGCAACAUUGUGAUAUCCCACGUUGUGAAAACAACAGUUAUAUACUUGCUGCAGAUUUAGAACUCAUGGAUUUAUUCGAACCUCCUCCGGAACCAGUUUUCUCUCCUACUUUCAUUUUGAUUACUUGUGCUCUCAGUCUAGUUGUUGUAGCCAUGAUAAUUAUUGUCGUCCUCGGUUGUAGAAGACUUCAAAAAUACAGAAGAGGAUACAAUGCUACGCCUACAACCGACGUCGAAAUUGAUUUGGAGAAGCUUCCCUCAAAUAUGGCUUACCAUCAUACUUCAGCUCAACUCAACCCUCGUUUGGAAACUUUAGAAUAUCCCAGAAAUGACAUCAUUUAUAUUCGGGAUAUUGGCCAAGGAGCAUUUGGAAGAGUGUUUCAAGCGAAAGCUCCGGGGUUGCUAAAAGGAGAAGAGUUCACGAUGGUUGCCGUAAAGAUGCUCAAAGAAGAAGCUUCCGAGGAUCUUCAGACAGAUUUCGAGCGAGAAGCUUGUUUGAUGUCCGAAUUCGAUCAUCCGAACAUUGUCAAGCUUCUUGGAGUGUGUGCCGUGGGUAAGCCUAUGUGUUUAUUGUUCGAAUACAUGGGCAAAGGUGAUCUGAACGAGUACUUACGAACCUGCUCACCAACCAAUUACAUAGUAAGGACGGCCAAUGGUAAUAUCUACAAUGACGUCAGAAUGACACACGCUGACUUGCUAAACAUUGCCCGUCAGAUAGCUGCAGGUAUGACGUACUUGUCUGAGAGAAAGUUUGUUCAUCGGGAUUUGGCAACAAGGAACUGUCUAGUAAGUGAGGACAUGGUGGUUAAGAUUUCCGAUUUCGGUCUCUCGCAGAAGAUCUACACGGCAAACUAUUACAAGGGAAAUGACCAUGACGCGAUCCCCAUUCGCUGGAUGCCAUUGGAAUCCAUCCUUUAUAACAAGUUUACAGUGGAGUCUGAUGUCUGGGCGUAUGGUGUAGUAUUGUGGGAGAUAUUUUCAUUUGCUCUUCAACCCUAUUACGGUCUGACUCAUGAAGAAGUAGUGAAAUACAUCAAAGAGGGAAACGUUCUUCAGUGUCCUGAUAACACUCCUUUACCCAUCUACCACCUCAUGAAAGCUUGUUGGAACCGCAAGCAUUCAAACAGACCGAGCUUUAAGACUAUCUUUAAAACUCUUGGUGUUAUUCAAGAGGAGCUGCAGCGGCAUGCUUAUAAAGAACAGAAAGUCCAUGUGUAAAUUGAAAUUUGAGCUUGUUUCAUACAGCCAUCAUACUAUCGCACAAGUUUUAUUCAAAAAUUAUAAUCGAUGCCAAAAUACAGCAAUAAAAGUAGAAAAUUAUUUUCAAAACAUGCGGUGAUUUAGUGUAUU
Parasteatoda tepidariorum (common house spider) is the source of this 2391-nucleotide messenger RNA. Lineage: Eukaryota; Metazoa; Arthropoda; Arachnida; Araneae; Theridiidae. The record is from RefSeq and is a predicted model, not a curated record.